Messenger RNA from Myotis davidii, 1974 nucleotides. It is a transcript of the gene B4GALT4, whose product is annotated as UDP-Gal:betaGlcNAc beta 1,4- galactosyltransferase, polypeptide 4. The record is from RefSeq and is a predicted model, not a curated record. Bases 144 to 1178 code for a protein of 344 amino acids. Gene Ontology annotation, molecular function: glycosyltransferase activity. The transcript has 6 exons. NCBI's taxonomy places the organism in Eukaryota, Metazoa, Chordata, Mammalia, Chiroptera, Vespertilionidae. Gene Ontology annotation, biological process: carbohydrate metabolic process.
GAGAUUGUUGGAGCAGAACUACUGAACACAAGCAGGCACUGCGUCUUCAGCUGUCACCGAGUGUGCACUCGGAUUGGAAAAGGUGAACUGGAAGCUUUCUGCUGCAGUGACGCGGAGUGACCCAUCUGCUCACAUAACAAGACAUGGGCUUCCACGUGACUUCCUUCCUUUCCUACAAACUCCGGUUACUCUUGCUUUUUACUUUAUGCCUGACGGUGGUGGGGUGGGCCACCAGUAACUACUUUGUCAGUGCUAUUCAGGAGAUUCCUAAAGCAAAGGAUUUCAUUACUACUUUCAAAAAGGCCAUGGUUUUGGGGAAGAAAGAAACUCUGGCUGACGAAGCCUCUGUGAAAAGAGCAGACCUGGACGACUGCCCUUCCGUCUCUCCACACCUCAGAGGUCAGGACAAGCUCGUUUUCAAACCAGAUCUUACUCUGGAAGACGUGCAGGCAGAAAAUCCCAAAGUGCACAGAGGCCGGUAUCACCCCGAGGAAUGUAAGGCUUUACAGCGGGUUGCCAUCCUCAUUCCACACCGGAACCGAGAGAGACACCUGAUGUACCUGCUAGAACACCUUCAUCCCUUCUUGCAGAGGCAGCAGCUGGAAUAUGGCAUCUACAUCAUCCACCAGGCUGGGAGUAAAAAGUUUAAUCGAGCCAAACUCUUGAAUGUGGGCUAUAUAGAAGCUCUCAAGGAUGAAAUGUGGGACUGCUUUAUUUUCCACGAUGUGGACCUGGUGCCCGAGAAUGACCUGAAUCUUUACAGGUGUGAGGAUCAGCCCAAGCACCUGGUGGUGGGCAGGAACAGCACUGGCUACAGGUUGCGUUACAACGGAUAUUUUGGGGGUGUUACUGCCCUAAGCCGAGAGCAAUUUUUCAAGGUGAAUGGAUUCUCUAACAACUACUGGGGAUGGGGAGGCGAAGACGAUGACCUCAGACUCAGGGUUGAACUUCAUAGAAUGAAAAUAAUCCGGCCGAUGCCUGAUGUGGGCAAAUAUACAAUGAUCUUUCACACUAGAGACCGAGGCAAUGAGGUGAACAUAGGGCGGAUGAAGCUCUUACAUCAGGUGUCACGAGUCUGGAGGACAGAUGGGUUGAACAGUUGUGUUUAUAAAUUACUAUCCGUGGAUUACAAUCCUUUAUAUGUCAACAUCACGGUGGACUUCUGGUCUGGCCCAUGACCCUGGAUUGCCUGGUGAUGUUCGGAAGAACUGGAUAUCUGAUUGCAAUAAUUUUGGCCUAGAGACUUCCCCUAGUAGCACACAGUAAGAACGUGCUGCAGCUGAUUAUCGAGCUGAACUUUUCCUUUUUGUAUUUUCUUAGUAGAGCUCCUGGUGAGAUGGAACAUAACGCAAUAGUAACAAAACAGCGUUCUUAGUUGUUUUGAUCACGAAGGUUAAAAUAUUGUAAUAGAUACUUGAAGGACUAAGUGUAAAAGGAAGACUCAAAAGCUCUCAUGCAGGCUACUUGAGAACUCUAAUUGAAGGAGAUUUAUUUAAGUUUGAAGUGGUUCAUUGUGGGAUAAAAAAGUCCACUGGAAAUAAGAUUGCUGAAUGUCCCAGAGAACCAGAAUUGUUCUCCCUGGAGGGAGAGAAAGGUACGAAGAUGUAUUUCUAUUCCUCGUUUAUCCUGCAUGGCCAAUCUGUGAAGAGGCUGGUCCCAGUGAGAAGACAGCGGCAGAAGAGGGGAGAAAGGUGAAGAACCAAGAUGCAGUGGACUUGGGAAUUUACGAGGUGGUCGGAAGACAGGGCCAGAUGGAGAGGCAGCCACAGUACUGGCUGCUGCUGCUGCUAAUCCUGUCACCUGCCCGGAUACACCUUCCAGUAAGAUCCCAGCAGAAGACACAUUAUCUACUACUUUUUCAAUAAUUUUUGUAAAAUGAUUUUGUACAUGUAGGGUAUGAAUGAGCAGUUUACAAAUUAUAUAGUGACUAAUAAUACAUCGAAAAUACCUCUGCAGUAAAAUAUAAAAAAGCUU